This is a messenger RNA of Drosophila melanogaster (fruit fly), 810 nucleotides long. RefSeq lists its product as uncharacterized. Gene Ontology annotation, biological process: vacuolar proton-transporting V-type ATPase complex assembly. The transcript has 2 exons. The coding region runs from base 21 to 656 and encodes 211 amino acids. Lineage: Eukaryota; Metazoa; Arthropoda; Insecta; Diptera; Drosophilidae. The record is from RefSeq and is marked reviewed.
UUAAAUAUAAUAUAGACAAAAUGAUUGCCAAGCUGCGCAAGAUUUAUCCCAGUGGAAAGGUGGUUAGCCAUUCCCUCGCUCCCUGCUCCACAGCGGAUCUGAACAAUGCUGAACUUGUUUCCAAUGUCAAGAAAAGGCGAGCCGAAUAUCUCGUCGAACGAAUGCAGCGACUGCUGCUCUUUCUGACCGUCUUCCUUCUGUUUCCCGUGGUGAUCUUCGUCAUCUUCAAGUUCUUGAUUAUGGAGCCGCUCUACGGAAACAGCGAUGACAAUGUGGGCAUUGGAUCCGGCGUAGCCACGGUAAUUGUGAUGCAUGUCCUGGUCACGGGCUAUAUCCUGCGCCUGAUCUUCCUUCAAGAGAUUUCGAGCAUGGAGAAGCUGGAGUGGGAAGUUCUGAUGCCACCAAACACCCAAAUUCAUGGAUCCGUGUUCAUUGUCCUGCUGCUGAUGUCCUACUGUUCCCUAAUAAUUGGCUUUCCCAUAGCCACCUUUUUUGCCCUGAAAUUUGUGGUGCUCAAGAGCUAUGCCCAUAUCAAUGCCGAUAUUAUUUCGACCAUUUGCACCGUAGUUGCAGUUCAUGCAGCAGUUGGCUUUUACAUCUACCGAGCCAUCUAUGCAAAGAGUGUGACGGCCAAAAGCGCCAAAAUAUCUCUGUAAAAUAAUUGUAUCUCCACCUUUCGACUAUCUUUGAUAUGCCAAUACAUCACAAUACUUUCUUCUGUAUAUAUCUUGAACACUUCCUGCUUUCAUCAUGUGGCUGACAUAUUUUUCGUGAAAAUUGUAUUCGUAUUCGCCAAUGCGAAAAAAUGCU